This is a messenger RNA of Uranotaenia lowii, 2921 nucleotides long. RefSeq names its product forkhead box protein N2. The record is from RefSeq and is a predicted model, not a curated record. Gene Ontology annotation, biological process: regulation of transcription by RNA polymerase II. NCBI's taxonomy places the organism in Eukaryota, Metazoa, Arthropoda, Insecta, Diptera, Culicidae. Gene Ontology annotation, molecular function: RNA polymerase II cis-regulatory region sequence-specific DNA binding; DNA-binding transcription factor activity, RNA polymerase II-specific. Bases 957 to 2477 code for a protein of 506 amino acids. The transcript is spliced from 5 exons.
CGUCGCAUCACCGAGGCGCAGUUAUUCCUCACGCAUUCGUGUGCCAACUCACAUGCUCACCAACAAACGGUCGAAGUUCGUGUGUCCCAAGUGGUCAAUUGAAAGUGCCACCUCGGAAUGUUUUAGGACUCUCACCAGCCAGGGCUCCAAUCAACCCCGGGAAAAGGCUCGAGAACACCUGCCCGCGUCUGUCUUUUUUUCAUAAAUUCGAAGAGAAACUUUCUCUUACUCGGAGCAAGUGGCAGGUUACCUCAUAUCAGUUUGCAGAGAGCCUUUGUCCAGCUCCUGACCGUUGCUGGUGGACACGCGCGUCCUGAGAGUUCUGGCGUCGUCGUUUUUGUGCUAAAUGGAAAAAAGGCCACACAGCUUUGCUCUUCCACGUCCACGACGCCAUCGGAAAAGCCACCAAAAGAUGGCUACCUCGCGUUGAAGGUGAAAAUAUCGCUCGAUCAUGGUUCAAACAGUGAUUUUUCACUUUUAAGUGAUUAUUUUUUGAUGUUUUGGUUCCGCCAGAAGAGAAAAAGUCAAAAAUUCAGUGCUCAAAAUUCGUUUUAGUGUUGAAAAGGUCGUUAGAAAAUUGAAAAAAAAAUCAAUCGUGGACCAACGUGGGAUCUGGUCUAAUUUCAUGAAUAACUAAUUCAUGGAAUGCAUCAUUAAUAUUAUCCUGUCAUAGCUGAUAGAAAUUUUUCAAACAGUGCUCAAAAUCAUAUGAGGCGAAAAUCGAUUUUGCUCACAUUAGAAGUGAUAAAAGAAUUACUUUAAAAAAGUGUGUGUAAUUAUUUAACUGAAAAAAAAUCAAGGAUUACAAAUCAACGACCCACAGCAAACAAGGAACCCGAAUCCCGGAAAAACGUCCUAAAUUUGGAUACGCCAUUUCCCGACCCUUCGCUUCAAGUGCACUUGUUUCAACCACCUUAAUCCCAAGCGUACGGGAUCUAAGUUGAGGCUUUUCCGAAAUGACGCAACUAGAGGAUGAUAUCUUGCUGAACAAUCUGCUCAAAUUUCCCGGAACCAUCAUCAUCUACAACAAUGACCUGAAUACAUACAAUUACGUUUUGAACGGACACAAUUCGAUCCCGGUGGCCACCAGUGCCAGCACGACCUUACCGGAAGGUGCCAUCGACCUGAACGGGGCGGUAUCCAUCAAUGUGGAAACUAUUCCGUCCAUCGAGGAGGAGCCCCUGGAGUCAUCUACCCCGAUCAGUCACAAUGAGGAAGACAUUUCCGCCAGCGAGGGCAGUAGUAUUGCCAACGAAUCCGUGGCCAACACCAGCGGCAUUAGCGGCACCCUAGAGGACUGCGAUCCGGAGGAUGGAAUGGAAGCCGAGGAUGAUUCCGAAUCGGAACUAACCAAUCUAUCGUGGCUUACCGAGCUCAAAAACAUAACCAACCUGACGCCCUCGGAUGUUCCCCUGACAGAUUUGCCCACGGCUCGGUUUAAUAAAUUCAUCGCCCAAGUGCGAAGAAGCCGUGAAUCGUAUGACAAACGCAAAGACCAGUACACAUCACUUGCAAAUGCAGCAGAAAAGCCCCCCUUCAAUUAUGCCCAGAUUAUCGCAAUGGCCAUGCUAGACGAAGGGCGGAUGACGCUGAAGCAAAUCUGUAAAUGGAUACAGGAAAAGUUCGCCUAUUAUAAAGUGCACAAGAACUGGAAUAACUCCAUACGGCACAACCUUUCUCUGAGCUUCUACUUCACAAAAGUUUCUCGGGCCAAAGAUGAAAAGGGCAAGGGCGGUUACUGGGAACUUUCGAUGGAUGUUUCCAAAAGUGAACGCAAGCGUAUUCGAAUCCGGCAACGAAAAAGAAACGGUACGACGGCUCCUUCAAUCCGCAGCCGGAACCGACAAAGCGCCAGUGCCACCAGUCAAUCUUUUGCGUCCGAAUCUAAAGUUGCCACAGAACAGGAGGAAACCGAGAAGGUUGUCGAUGGAAACAACAAUGACAACAACGACAACACUCAAAUUGAAGACCAUGAUCCGUUCAUGUCAGAGGAACAAACAGCUGACGACGAACAAGAGGAACAGAACAUAAUAAUUGAGGGAUCCGAGUCUGCCAACAUCUGCUUGAACGACACCCAUGCGGAUAGUCAAGUGUUACCAACAAACAAACGCCAGCCCACGAUCGAGAUCAUCGAUAACCAACUGAUCAAGAGUGCUGUUCUGGUAGAUAACUGUUCGAUCAACUUCGAUUCGAUCAUCAGCGCUGAAAACGGGGACAACAUUUUCACCAAUUUGACAGUCGAUGAGAUAUUCUCGGGCAAUGAAAUUCCACAACCGGCCAAUGAUGACAUCGUGGUUCCUUUCUUUGGUACCUCCGGCAUCCAAACGGUUCAAACGGGCCCGAACGUGAUCGUGGAAACGAUUCCCUAUUUCUUACCGGAGAUGGAAAACUUUGACGAGCAGGACUUUGGCAAUUUGAUCAACAUUAACGAGCAGGAGAUCAGUGAUGAAUUUCUGAACGAACAUGGAUUUUUGUAAUAAACCCCGCGAAAUGGUCGCAUAAUUUUGUACUUGUUCUUGAAAUCCAAUAAUGAUACAAAUUCUGUUGGUGCCUUCUCAACCAGUGUUUAAUCCGUCCAAGCCAUUACUUUAGCGUCUAUGCAAGGUAGAAUGUAAACGUCUAGUCGAUUGAUAGCAGUUAUACUAUUUAAGGAUAGAGGUGUGUCCAGGACCCAGAAACAGGGGCUUCAAGGUAUAGGAAUACAAUGUCACUCCAAAGAUACCUCGGAGAAAUUAGAAUCAGUAAGCUUAGGUGCCGAUCAAACCGAGAAAGGGAGUGAGUGAGUAGAAGUCUGAAACUAGGAGGAGUACAGCUUAUCCAAAAUAUUGUUGAAGAUACUUUGUAUGAUGUAGUAUUCUCUAAUGCAUAGUGUGAUACAAACGAGCACAAAUAAAUUAUUAUUGCACCAUUUCAAAAGAUUA